This is a messenger RNA of Macrosteles quadrilineatus (aster leafhopper), 3970 nucleotides long. It is a transcript of the gene Vps8, whose product is annotated as vacuolar protein sorting-associated protein 8 homolog. The record is from RefSeq and is a predicted model, not a curated record. The transcript has 24 exons. Gene Ontology annotation, biological process: endosomal vesicle fusion; protein targeting to vacuole. Gene Ontology annotation, cellular component: HOPS complex; late endosome. Gene Ontology annotation, molecular function: protein binding. Bases 294 to 3875 code for a protein of 1193 amino acids. NCBI's taxonomy places the organism in Eukaryota, Metazoa, Arthropoda, Insecta, Hemiptera, Cicadellidae.
UCUUUCUGUGCUGUCACGUUCACGUACUUUACUUUUGUUUGGCUAUUCUGUAUGAUUUAUUUUGAUCAUACACAUUUUUAUAAAACUCGUGUCAAAGUGUUUCUGAAGAGACUGCUAAUAAAUUCUCGUUACAUCUCCUUUCCUAUUAUAUUAGCCCACUGUGUACAUAAAAUAUUAGGGUUAAGUUUUUGUAAUCAUAAGUUACCAAAAUGUAAAAUUGUAUUCCAAACAAAUAACUUUGUCAUUCCCUUUAUAUCUUUAAGCCACUAUUGGCUUAGAUUGACUAACUUAUUAUGAGUUAUCUUAAUGAUCAUGAGUUUAAUCUCCGGCAGGAAUUGCUUAACUUAGACAUAGCAGAGCUGGAUGAUGAAGAAUAUGAAAUUCCUCCAGUGGAUAAAACACCCACUCUAGAGAGUAUUCUAAAUAGUGAUGAUGCAUCACUACUCAGUGAGGAUGAACUCUCAAGUUAUUUAUCUAGAGAGCUCACUGUUAGCCUGGAGGACGGAGGUGAGACAGCUUCCCAGAGUAGUGUUGGGAGUCGUAAGGAUGGACACAGUCGUCCUAUCCGAGGUAGUUCCAUCUUACGACAUGUCAUCCUCAAAGCAGUAUCAUCACAACUACGGUCCGCUGCGGACCGGGUAAAUGCUGGUAAGCCCACAGUUAUGGCAGUCACUACAAUGGUGAGUGUCGGCACAUCCCACGGAUUUGUUCUUAUGUUUGAUUCAAUGCAAACAUUAAGAUGGUGUUAUGAGGCAGAGUCACAACACGGGGCUGUGUCAUGUCUAGCACUCAGUCCAGACUGUACUAGAUUGUUGGCAGGGUUUGCUCGUGGACUGUUGCUUAUGUUAGACACUGCUGAUGGAAAGGUUCUUCGCUCCAUGACAGACGUUCACACUCCAGCCACAGCAGUGCUGCAUGUUAAGUGGACAGAUAGCCCUACUCUGGCUGUGGUCAGUGAUAGUGGAGGAAGUGUGUUUGAGCUUAGUUUCAAACGCACACUGGGUCUACGAGGGUGUGACUCCAAGUGUUUGUUCUCUGGCAGCCGAGGGGAAGUGGUAGCUAUGGAACCUUUACUGCUACAUCAGCUGUCCACACAUCCUCUCAAUGGAGCUGUGCUAAUCGCCAUGGCUACAUUGUCAAAGGUGAUCAUCGUCAGUAUUAGACCACAUACCAGGCUGUUACUAACUCACUCAGUCAAAGCUAGGCCUGCCUCUCUGCCACUGUUGUCUUGGCAGUUUGUUAUAAUACAAGUGGCUGACACCCAGAAGAUCAUGGAUCCCGUUCUGGCCUUUGCUAGGGAUACCACAAUUUACUUUUACCAGGUGAGUGUUGAGCCCAGUGGACGCAUAGUAUGUAUGACACUUCAGCAACUGAACCUUGGCUACUCUCUACUGUCCUGUCAUUGGCUAAAUGCAAGAACGUUAGCUCUGCUGGAUGCAUCUGAGGUGUUUCACCUGGUGGAUGUAAGGACAAGGGAGGAAAUAGAGACCCUGGACCUGGCUGGGGUAGGACUGGUCUACAACUCAGCUUUCUACAAGGGACUGGCCACUGGUGGCAAUGUCAGCAAAGCUAUGGCCCUGGCAGGAGAGCGGGCAUGCUACAAUUCUGUAGAGAGCUUUGGUAACCAGCUGCUACUGCUGGGCACCAGAUCAUUCCAUGUCAUCAGUAUACGCACAUGGUUAGAGAGAAUCAAUCACUUUUUGGAUCAGAGCAGAUACCCUGAAGCUCUAAAGCUCGGGAUGGAGUUUCUUGAGGAGAAGGGAAAGGCUGUUCUAGGACUAAGAGGACCAAGGAAACACAGACAUCGAAUAGUCAGGGAGAAGGUCCUUGACACAUUGAAUACCUACAUAGACAAGACUCUAGAGUCUGGGGACAGUAUAAGCUACCACGAGGCUCUACCUGUCAUUAUCAGCCAAUGUGUUCAGCUGAACCAAAGGGACAUUUUGUUCAACAAAGUGUGGGAUGGGUUGUACUGUGACCCAGGUGCCAGAGCCAUCUACCUGCAGGCACUGGAAGCUGUCAUCUUGGAUGGCAAGUUAACCUCGGUACCUCCAGAGAUCAUGCAACAACUAGUCAACCAACUGGAGCAGAUGGAAAAGUGGAAGGUGCUAGAGCAGUGUGUGCUGGAGGUGGAUGUUUCCUGUUUGGACAUACAGCAAGUGUUGACAUUGUGUCGCCAAUACAACCUAUACGACGCUCUAAUCUCUGUGUGGAACAGAGCCAUGCAGGACUACACCAGUGCUGUGCAUGAACUAGUGCCUCUCCUGCAGAAUCUUCUGGACCAAGGGGAGACGGAGAAUGGUCGAUGGCUGGGCAACAGACUGCUGGUGUACCUGAGUUGCUGCCUCAGUGGCCGAGGCUACCCCAGUGGUGAUCUUGCUCCAGGUAUACAUGACACUGUGCGCCAGCAGGUGUUCAAGGCUCUGUGUAGUCAGCAUACUGUAAAUGCUGAAGAAAAUGAGACUUGCUACCCAUAUCUCAGAGUUCUUCUGCAAUUUGACACAAGGGAGUUCCUGAAUGCCCUUGCUAUUGCUUUUGAAGAUCCACAGUUCUCCUCACAGCUGCGGCAACGACUAGUCAACAUCCUCAUACAGGUCAUGGUAGAAGGCGACGGUUUUGCGUCAACACAGGUGGGGUGGCUGUUCACAUUUCUAGCGUCACAAUUGUCACGGUCACACUGUGUACUGCGUGUGGACACCAAGCUGUUUGAACGUGUUGUGUCACAUCUAGUGGCCCCUGGACAGGAUGAAACUCAUCAUGAGCGACAGAAUGCCUUCUCCCAACUCAUGGCUGCGGGAGGUCUAGCUCACUACACACACCAAGACCUGCUGGCACUUGCAAGAUCAGCUGAGUUCUACCAGGUGUGUGCCACACUACAUGAGCGGAGAGGAGAACACAGUCAAGUACUGAAGUGUUACCUGCUGGACAAUGACAGGAGAUAUCAGGUCUUCAACUACAUCGAGCAGUCCUCACACAAGGAUCAACUACAGCCUGCGGUGCUGGACAAUAUUGAUGGGCUGCUGGACAUUGAUGCUGUAGAGACUGGCCACAUAGUUCAGAGGCAUUUCUCUACCCUAAUACCUGAGAUAGUGCCUCAUUUGAGUGACAAACAACUCUACCUCUUCCUUAAAGGAAUCCUGCUAGAGGGCGAACUUGAUUCCCCUCUCAUGACCAAGUACUUUGUGUUGACUUGUCGCAUGGAACCUGAUGCAGCUCUUCCCUUAGUUCAAGCAAACAAGAAUAUUCAUCUCGACCAGGCAAUCCCAGUAUCUCAAGAACAAAGAUUAGAUGGAGUAACAGCAAUUCUAUUGGAGCGGUCCGGAGAUCUUCAAGGAGCUUUUGACUUGUUGAUUAACAAGCUUAAAAUAUCCAUGGAAAAGGGUGAUCCAGUAGAGGUUUUGAUGCAGGAGCUAGUAGGAUUAGCUCACAGAGGUAAUAGCAUCAUGGACCCUCACAAGUCCUGGCUGCCACUUCUGCAAUGCCUGCUCAAACUCAACUCACACGAUCUGUUAAGACAAGUGCUGAACAACACAGACCUCAACUUGGCCUCUGAGGUUCAUCUAUUGCUGGAACACACCAACGGGACACUGGGAGAGCUGCGACCUCUCAUCAUGGGUCUGUUUGACAAGUGUGUUCAUGAGAGGGCCAUGCUGCGCACCACAGUUCAGAUGCAAUACUCAGACCUGCACACCAAGUUGCAAAGAGCCUUGAGAGACUCCAGGAAAGGACUGCUCGUGCCCACCAGCUGCUCUACGUGUCACUACAGGCUACACUCUACUUUGCACUUUUUUAGAUGUGGACACGUGUAUCACAUAGACUGUCUUGCCUCACCCACACAGUGCAACGAAUGUUUCAAACCAGAAGUUCCUGGUUAGCCAACAAUCAACCUAUCCUAAUACAGUAUCGUUAUUUAUUGUUUGUUACCUAUUAAUUAUUAGUUAUAUCUAUAAAUAUUUUUUUAUGAAAUGUU